This is a messenger RNA of Amyelois transitella, 939 nucleotides long. Its product is annotated as 3-oxoacyl-[acyl-carrier-protein] reductase FabG. The transcript has a single exon. The coding region runs from base 98 to 892 and encodes 264 amino acids. Lineage: Eukaryota; Metazoa; Arthropoda; Insecta; Lepidoptera; Pyralidae. The record is from RefSeq and is a predicted model, not a curated record. Gene Ontology annotation, molecular function: oxidoreductase activity.
CUUUAUCUCUUUCAACGAUAGCUAAUCAUCAAAAGUGAGUAUAUAUUAAUUGUACGCGCUUGGUCAGAUAAACAUAUUUUAAGAUAUCGCCGUAAAGAUGGAUUUAAAUAAUAAAGUAGUUAUUGUGACUGGUGGAAGUUCGGGUAUUGGAGCUGCCACUGCACUACUUUUCACUAAAGAAGGUUCAAGAGUUGUAAUUGUGGGAAGAAACGAAAAAAAACUGAAAAAUGUAGCAGGAGAAUGUGAGAAAUUGGGAAAUAAACCUCUUGUAAUUGUUGCCGAUGUGUCCAAAGAUCCUGAAGCAAAGAGAAUUAUUGAUACUACAGUGAAUCAAUAUGGACAAAUAGAUGUGUUGGUCAACAAUGCUGGUAUUAGCAGGUCCGCUGGUAUAGGCGAUGAAAAUGCUUUAAACCUUUUUGAUGAAAUCAUGGCUGUCAAUCUUAGAUCAGUGGUUUACCUUACCCAUCUUGCAACUCCUUAUCUCGUUGCAAGUAAAGGUAAUAUAAUAAAUGUAUCAAGUAUUGCUAGUACCGGAGUAAUAGCCCCAAAGAGUUUUGCUUACUGCACAUCUAAAGCGGGUCUGGAUCACUUUUCAAGAUGCGUAGCAUUAGAACUAGCUCCCAAAGGCGUGCGAUGUAACAUUGUCAACCCAGGUCCUGUUCGGACUGACAUUAUUGAGAAUUCCGGUUUUAAUGCAGAAAUAGCAGCGGCGAUUUGGAAAUCCAUGGAAAAGGCAACUCUCCUUGGAAGGGUUAGUGAUUCAAACGAAGUGGCUGAGUUAGUUGUUUUUUUAGCGAGUGACAAAGCGAAAGGUAUUACUGGAUCUUCGUUUGUGACUGAUAAUGGAAGCUCAUUGCUAGGAGUUAUUUCGUCGCCGAUUUUUGAACAAUAAAAAACAACUUACGUUUUUGUAGAAUAAAAUACUUUUUUCUGACAAAA